GCUGCUAGCGGCGCGCGAGCUUGAAUCGUCGUCGCAGCGGGUCUUCCUCUCGCCACUAAUGAAGGAGUCCCAAAGACGAGCCACUCGGUGUCCCAAACAGGUCCGGACCCCGUCCCGUACAGCAACAGCAGCAGGAUGCAUCACAUGCUGUGGAUAUACGUCGCCCUCACCAUCCUGCCGGCUUUCGCCUACGCCGUGGCGUUUCCUCACUUUAUCAGAGUGGCGGACGAGUGUGAUAUGGAGACGAUCCGGGAGAAGGUGAAUGCCACCAACGAGCGACUCCGGAGGACCGACUACAAGGAUGGACACGCGUACUCGAAGCAAACUUGUCAGGAGCUGGAGAUCCUGUUUAGCGCCAUCGAGUCUCGGAUCGGGCGCUGCUCUGACUCGGAGAGGAACCGGCUGGGUCUGCUCGUCGAGAGCGGGCGAAUGACGGCCGAACUCAAGUGCCGGGACUCGCUUGACAGUGAGGCGAAAAUGUACAUCAACUGCUUGCGAAACUACAACCACAGCGGGGAUCAGUGCUCAGAGAGGCUGCGCACCCUUAAGGACCAGUACAAGGAAUACUCCGAGGGGCUCACCAACACAAACGACGUCUGCUGUGCCUACCACUCGUACCACAAGUGCCUGGGUGACCGCUUGGGGAACGCCUGCGGGGAAGACGCCCGCCAGCACGUCGAGCUGUACGCCGACAAGCUGACCAACCGGCUGCUGUACAACUUCUGCCGAAACUACGAAACCUCGGUGUGCGUCGAUGUCGACGCGGGCACGACACGUCUCGCCAGCGCGGCAAGAACCGCGCUGGCAUCAGCGGUUCUCGCAUACGUCACCGGCUACCUGUUGUGGUAGCUGCCCAUGGGCGCAGAUGCGCUUUCGUAUAAACGAUGGUGUCGUUAUAGUCCGAGCUGCGUACAAUACGUGGAAGCUAUAGAAGUGGCCAACUGCACGCAUGCGUUCGGGGCACCGCUACCUUGCUCAAGCCGAAUUCUCGCCCGCACAUUUCGAAUGCUCUGAUCUCUAAUUGUUGAGUAGCAGGAUGUGUGCAUGGGUGAAAAAUUCGGACUUCAAAUAAGGUCAGCCGACUGUGCGAAAUGGUAGAGAUUUAUGUUUACAGGCCCAUUAAUGGGAAGGUGAAACGGAAGAUACGCCGGUAUUAAGUUAGAAUUAUCAUGAGAAAAACAGGAAAUGUAUGCAGCUGUUAAAAUUAUAAAUUCUCAGGAAAAAGACAAGAAAAAAAAAAAGAACGACGGGCACGAGACUCACGCAUGUAUACCAGCAUUCAUAGCUAAUACGCGUGAUACGUGUGAUAUUAUCAAAUUUUAUAUCACCGACGCUUAUUGGAAUAUACUUUUUACUCCCCCAAUCUGGACUAUAUAUUUAUUCCCACGAAAGUGUUUGGACUAAACAUAAAUUUUGUACUUGAUGGUAGAGACUACAAAAUUGUUCUCGGCCGCGAUUACGCAUAGCGGAACGUCGGCCUUGGAUGGCGGCUUAAAGUGCGGCAUUUUGCGAUACGCCUGCGUGCCUCUAGCAUUUCUAGUGGCUGUAUUGUGCCCACUAGCGUUUUCUUAUGCAUACAUUUCGUGUUUUCCAUGUAAAAAUUUAGCUGGAGAUUCGCACAUGCACUGUCGUUGUUCGAUUCAAUUGCAGUGGCUCUGUCAACUCAUAGCUCUAUAGGUUUUUACAAGUCCAGUUCAUUGUCACGUAGAGGAGUGUUUACGCACCAAGCGUAUUUGUAAAGUUAGCAGUAUAUUACGGUAUUUCAUUUGCUGCUGUUCGCAAUAUGCAAAGGGUCAUGUUGGUUGAAAUUCCUUUCAGCUCAAGAAACUCAAAUAAUCUAGAAUUCUCUCGAGGUUGUCCUGAUUCCUGUCCAUGAUGCAAUGCAUUUGGAUUCCGCACCUCGAGACAACACAUUAGAGGGUUGACAAACGCUCCUCCUGUAUUAAUUGUAUCUAUAGCAGCACAACCACAGAAGCGAGAACAUCUUGAGUGGAUGUUUGCAUAACAUAGCGCACACCACUGUUGUAUUGUACAGACAGUGUAAUUCAUUUUAAUAAUCUUUCACAUGCCAGUACAGCGAUCUUGUAUGAUUUCGUUAUAGUUACGCUGUUUAAUUCGUUGAAUUGCUCUGUACCUUUCAUUGAUCACGAAUUAAAACAGUAGAGUAGAAAA
Dermacentor silvarum is the source of this 2172-nucleotide messenger RNA. RefSeq lists its product as uncharacterized. The transcript has 6 exons. Lineage: Eukaryota; Metazoa; Arthropoda; Arachnida; Ixodida; Ixodidae. Bases 136 to 849 code for a protein of 237 amino acids. The record is from RefSeq and is a predicted model, not a curated record.